Molecule: messenger RNA, 1248 nt
Organism: Populus trichocarpa (black cottonwood)
Lineage: Eukaryota; Viridiplantae; Streptophyta; Magnoliopsida; Malpighiales; Salicaceae
Product: probable F-box protein At4g22030
Exons: 1
Coding region: 1-1248 (415 amino acids)
Source: RefSeq, a predicted model, not a curated record
AUGGCCUCUUUACAAGCUUCAAGCUUUCUUUUCUCUUGUAGUUGUUCAACAAGAAUCAAUGCUGCCAUUUCUGUACCUAAGCUUCCAGGAAUUCGUAUUUCAGUUCCAAGAAAUGCAUUAAAUGUAGUUGAGGAACUGAAUUUAAGAGAUGGGUUCACAAGUACAAUCCCAAUAGAGAAGAAUACUGCCACUAACACAAGAAAUAUUGAUCAAGAACCAGCAACUACUAGAGCAACAGUCAAGCUUUAUGCCAUCUUAGAAGCCGUUGCAGAUAGAGUAGAGAUGCACAAAAACGUUGGGGAGCAACGUGACAAUUGGAACAAACUUCUUUUGGAUUCAAUUAACAUGAUCAUUCUUACAGCUGCAACCAUGGCUGGUGUAUCAGCAGGAGCUCCUCUUUUAGCUUUGAAGUUAUCAUCAACGCUUUUAUUUUCUGCAGCUACUGGAAUGUUACUGAUCAUGAACAAAAUCCAGCCUUCACAGCUUGCAGAAGAGCAAAGAAAUGCCACAAGAUUGUUCAAGCAACUUUAUAGACAAAUACAAACUACUCUUGCUCUUCGUGAUCCUACGGAGUUAGAUGUGAAGGAUGCCAUGGAGAAAACAUUGGCUCUCGAUAAAGCUUACCCUCUUCCUUUGUUAGGGAGCAUGAUUGAAAAGUUCCCUGAAAAAUUUGAGCCUGCUGUGUGGUGGCCUAAAUCAAAUGAGACCCAAGGUAGGAAACAGCCUAAAAAGGUGACUACACAAGGAAAAAAUGGGUGGAGUGAAGAUCUUGAAGAGGAGAUGAGGGAGGUGAUUGAAGUGAUAAAGAAAAAAGACAGUGAAGAUUAUAUGAGGCUUGGCAACUUGGCAUUGAAGGUAAACAAAAUCUUAGCUAUCUCAGGUCCAUUACUCACUGGCAUUGCAGCUGCUGGGUCUGCCUUUGUAGGCCAUGGAUCUUGGGCAGCAAUUGUGGCAGUGACAGCAGGAGCAUUAGCUAGCACGGUCAGUACCUUCGAGCAUGGUGGCCAAGUUGGUAUGGUGGUUGAAAUGUAUAGAAACUGCGCUGGAUUCUUUACACUUUUGGAAGAAACAAUUGAAUCUACAAUUCAAGAAGGGGAUUUGGAGAAAAGGGAAGGAGAAAUGUUUGAAAUGAAUGUAGCAUUGAAACUUGGAAGAAGCUUGUCACAGCUUAGAGAUCUUGCUAGAAAAUCAUCUUCUUCUCAUGCUGAUGGAACAAGCAUAGAUGAGUUUGCUAGCAAGCUAUUUUGA